GUAUGCCGUUGAGCGCUCCAAGAACGAGUCGCGGCCUACCAUGAUGGCCUUUUCCCGGCAGGCGCUGCCAAACCUUCCCAAUUCCUCCAUCGAGAACACCCUGAAGGGUGCCUAUGAGGUGGUGGAGUGCGCCGACCCAGAGGUCAUCAUCAUCGGUACGGGCUCAGAGGUGCAUGUUUGCAUCGAUGCGGCCAAGGACAUGGACCAGAAGGUGCGUGUCGUGUCGAUGCCCUCCGUGGAGGUCUUCCGCGCGCAGUCUGAUAGCUACAAGGACUCUCUCCUCCCCAAGGGCGUGCCGGCUCUCAGUGUUGAGGCGGCGUGCACCACCGGCUGGGAGGAGUUCUCCACCGCGCAGGUGGGCAUCAACGUCUUCGGCGCCUCUGCGCCGGGUGGCACCUGCCUGGAGAAGUUCGGCUUCACUGCUGCCAACGUCAAGGAGUGCGCCGAGAG
This is a messenger RNA of Symbiodinium pilosum, 450 nucleotides long. The record is from the annotation of a GenBank genome assembly. Lineage: Eukaryota; Dinophyceae; Suessiales; Symbiodiniaceae.